Molecule: messenger RNA, 690 nt
Organism: Stereum hirsutum FP-91666 SS1
Lineage: Eukaryota; Fungi; Basidiomycota; Agaricomycetes; Russulales; Stereaceae
Exons: 4
Coding region: 1-690 (229 amino acids)
Source: RefSeq, a predicted model, not a curated record
AUGGGCUACGUUCGCUCCCGCAAGUUCUGCUGCUGCAUUCCGGUCAGGUUCGGCGCAUUCAUUAUGUCUAUGCUUUACCUUGUUGUUGGCAUCGCACUCGCCGCCGCAUCAUGGUAUGGAACGCGGCAUCUUGAUGAUCUCCAUUUUUCCAAGCAACAAGAGGUCUCGCUGUACAUCACUGCUGUGUCUUGGACUCUUCUGGCUCUCAUCUCCUUGUUCGGUCUCAUUGGCACCAUAAUCAAGAACAAAUCCUACGUGUCGGCCUACUCUACCCUCGUCUGGCUUCACCUCGGCGUCAGCAUCGCCACCGGCGCCUUUUUCAUGUACAAUCUCUUUCACCGCUCAGGCGACACCGAGUCGGACGCCAUCAGUAGUUGCGAGAGCAAGAAUGGGGACGAUGAUGAUACAUGUAAGAAGGCCUUCGAGCUCGCGAGGGGGAUCAUUGUUGCUCUGCUGGUCGUGUUUUGGUUGCUUGAGCUGUGGGGCUGCCUCAUUGUUGCAGACUAUCUUGGACAGAUGGACGAAGAGGACGAGUCGAGGCAGGUUAUUUCGCCCAUGUUCGUUGGAGGGACGGCUCAGCCGCCGGCGAGCAUGCCUACAACGUUCGCCCCGAACUAUGGCGCGCAGUACGCUUUCAACGCGGCGGAGAACUCGCAUGAUGGUGGGUAUUAUAAGGGAAAUGAUGUGUAG